AUGUUCCAUGGUAUAAUUCUCAGGUGGACCGUCUUCCUCAGUCAAUUCCUCUCAAUCGCAGCGGCCGACGCAAUUCAAGCUCCCCUCCGCAAUGCACCCGCCUCUCAAUCAAAACCUCACCGCAUAGCCGUCAUCGGUGCUGGGCCUGGGGGUUCUGCUGCAUCCUAUUACUUGAACCAAUUCUCUCGAUCUGCCUCCGUGGACAUCCCUUUCGAGAUUACUGUCGUCGACUCGAACUCUCGAAUCGGCGGACGAACGACAACGGUGAAUGCCCUCGAUGACCCACGGUAUCCGACCGAAAUUGGCGCCAGUAUCUUCGUCAAGAUCAACCACAUCCUUUACAAUGCAACUCGAGACCUCAACCUGACUCCUUCCAUCAAAAUCUACGAGUCCGGCCCAAACUCGAACUACAAGCUUGGAAUAUGGGACGGGACAGAUUUUGUCUUCAAGACCGCUACAGACGAUAACAACAGCUCCUGGCGGGAGUGGUGGGAUAUUGCAAAACUGCUGUGGAAAUACGGGUGGAGUCCUAUCAGAACCCAAAGGGCCACUAAAGCUGCUAUUGGGAAAUUUCUGACCUUCUACAAUGAUCCACUAUUUCCCUUCCCGUCCUUGCAAUCCGCCGUCGACAGCUCGGGGCUAGAUGAAUAUACUGCUGUGCCCGGCAAGCAGACCUUACAAGAGGCGGGCAUAAGUGAAUUAUUCUCCAGGGAGCUCAUCCAGGCUAGCACAAGAGUCAAUUAUGCCUCCAAUCUAGGAGGUAUCCAUGGACUGGAGACUUUGGUAUGCAUGGCCAUUGAAGGCGCCAUGGCCGUGGAUGGCGGGAACUGGCAGAUUUUCGACAGGAUGGUGAAAAGCUCCGCGACUCGCCUCCUGUUGAACACCACUGUGACGGACGUGAUCAAGGAUGCAGACCGGGGCACUUUUCAGUUGCAAACUGCUCACUCAGAAAUCAACAAUCGAACCGACACGGAGGGAUACGACACUAUCGUCCUCGCGGCGCCGUAUCAAUUCGCAAACAUAACAUUCACACCACCACUGGCUCGGCCGCCUGCCGAAAUCCCCUACGUCUCGCUUUACGUGACCCUCUUCACCUCACCUCAUCGCCUGUCCCCGUCCUUCUUCGGCUUACAAUCCCAAGCAGAUGUACCUUCUGCCGUCCUCACAACACUGACCGAGGAUCUGAGCGACGAGCUAGCUUCCAGACGCGGCGUAGACGCCGUCGGCCCAGCCGGAUUCUGGUCAAUCAGCACACUGCGCGUUCUCCACCCAGAGACAGACGGUACCUUUUCUGGCCCAAUUACUUCCCACCAUGCCCCCAACUCCAACGGUACCAAAGCCUCAAUCAGCGAUGACUCCCACGCCCAAUACCUGUACAAGAUCUUCUCGCCCGCACCUCUCACAGGGAAAUUCCUCUCCUCAUUGCUCGGAUUCCCAUACAUUCCGUCCGACUCGGACUCAAGCCCAAACAACGAUCCACUCUCAUCCCUCCCUAAAUCUGAAGUAACCUGGCUAUACGAGAAACACUGGCAUAGCUACCCCUACGAAGCGCCCAUUACGACUUUUGAGAAUUUCACGCUGCACACAACCACCGCUCUGUCCUCCACAUCCUCUUCUGAUAGCCAGCAUGAGGGACUAUGGUACCUCUCGGGCAUGGAAUCAUUCAUUUCGACGAUGGAAACCAGUGCGCUCGCGGGGAUGAAUGUCGCGAAGCUGAUCGUCAACCAGCUACAGGCGAGGAGGGAGGGCACAACUCGAACACCAUGGUACUAG
This is a messenger RNA of Rhinocladiella mackenziei CBS 650.93, 1773 nucleotides long. RefSeq lists its product as uncharacterized. The transcript has a single exon. The record is from RefSeq and is a predicted model, not a curated record. Gene Ontology annotation, biological process: prenylated protein catabolic process; prenylcysteine catabolic process. Gene Ontology annotation, molecular function: prenylcysteine oxidase activity. Bases 1 to 1773 code for a protein of 590 amino acids. NCBI's taxonomy places the organism in Eukaryota, Fungi, Ascomycota, Eurotiomycetes, Chaetothyriales, Herpotrichiellaceae.